Varanus komodoensis (Komodo dragon) is the source of this 6237-nucleotide messenger RNA. RefSeq names its product tubulointerstitial nephritis antigen like 1 (gene TINAGL1). Bases 200 to 1591 code for a protein of 463 amino acids. The record is from RefSeq and is a predicted model, not a curated record. Gene Ontology annotation, cellular component: lysosome. NCBI's taxonomy places the organism in Eukaryota, Metazoa, Chordata, Lepidosauria, Squamata, Varanidae. Gene Ontology annotation, molecular function: peptidase inhibitor activity; cysteine-type peptidase activity. The transcript is spliced from 12 exons. Gene Ontology annotation, biological process: proteolysis.
GUGGCUGCGGCUGCGACGGCGCGGUCGGCUCCGCUCGGCUCCGCUCCGCUCAGCCCCGACUCCCCGGCCCGGCCGGCUGCCGGGAGGGAGUUGCGCCUCCGCCUCGCCCUCCGCUUCCUUCCGCAGCGCUCAGUGCGACCUGUCGCCGACGCCGCCCGCCCGCUCGCCCGCCGCAGGUUGCAGAAAGCCAGACGACAGCAUGCCGGGCUCCUGGCUCCUCCUGGCUGCCUUGCUGUUGGCAGGUGGCGUGCUCGCUGCCCGGGCGUCACGCACGCGGAGGGAGCUGGCUCCAGGACUGCACGAACGGGGCAUACGGGACGCGGGUGGCUCUUACUGCGAACGGCACGGGGCCUGCUGCCACGGGCGGGACGACGCCUGCACGGUGCCCUACCUCGAUACCAUCUGCUACUGUGACCUGUUCUGCAACCGCACCAUCUCCGACUGCUGCCCCGAUUUUUGGGAGUACUGCUUGGGCAUCGAGCCCCCAUUCCCCGUGCAGAAAGUCUGCAUCCGCAAUGGGCACAAGUUCCCCGCAGGUGCGACAUAUCGGGACAACUGCAACCUCUGCACUUGCAGGGCACAUGGGCAGUGGGACUGCGAAAACCACGCCUGCCUCAUCAACAGGGACAUCAUCGAUGCCAUCAACCGCGGGAACUACGGCUGGAGGGCUUCCAACUACAGCCAGAUGUGGGGGAUGACACUGGAGGAGGGGAUCCAGUACCGACUGGGAACCGUCAGGCCUCCCACCUCUGUCAUGAAUAUGAAUGAGCUGCAGGUGAGCAUGGAUGCCAAUGAAGUGCUGCCCCCACGUUUCAAUGCCGCCGAGAAAUGGCCAGGGAUGAUCCAAGAGCCGCUGGACCAGGGCAACUGUGCCGGUUCCUGGGCCUUUUCCACUGCAGCGGUGGCCUCAGACCGGAUCUCCAUCCAUUCCAUGGGCCACAUGACGCCUGCCUUGUCCCCCCAGAACCUCCUCUCCUGCAACACUCGCCAUCAGCAAGGCUGCGGCGGGGGCCGAAUUGACGGGGCCUGGUGGUUCCUGCGCAGGAGAGGGGUGGUGACGGAUUACUGCUACCCCUUCACCAACCAGGACAAAGACAGCUCUCUCCCUGCGCCGCCCUGCAUGAUGAGCAGCCAAUCCACAGGCAGGGGGAAGAGGCAGGCCACGGCCCGCUGCCCCAACCCGCAGGCCCACUCCAACGAGAUCUACCAGUCCACCCCUGCGUAUCGCCUCUCCUCCGACGAGAAGGUGAUCAUGAAAGAGAUAAUGGAGAACGGGCCAGUCCAGGCCAUCAUGGAGGUGUACGAGGACUUCUUCAUGUACAGACACGGUGUUUAUCGGCACACUCCGGUAGCAGCUGGGCAGCACAGACGGCACGGCACCCAUUCCGUCAAAAUCACUGGGUGGGGAGAAGAGCGAACGGCUGAUGGCUCCAGGGAGAAAUACUGGAUCGCCGCCAACUCCUGGGGCAGGGACUGGGGUGAGCACGGCUACUUCCGCAUCGCCCGGGGAGUCAACGAGUGCGACAUCGAGGCCUUUGUGGUGGGCGUGUGGGGCCGGGUCGGCAUGGAGGACAUGCACCACAGGAAGUGAAGACGGGGGCCCUGCCUCGGGUCAGGCCACCAGAGAGAACUGCCUUCUGUCAUCCUGGCCUUUCCCUUCCCCGAAAGAGUGUAGAAACGGGAUCAGCCCACGGGGCACCACGCAGCUGACUCUGACCGCUCUGUCUGCCUGCAAAGGAAGGGCUCUCGGCUGCAGGACAGGUGGGGCCGGGAACUGCGCCUAGGCUCGCCUGUGGCUUGGGCGGCCCUUCUUUGGACCACCUUGGGAAGUCCCUUGAGAAUUCAGAUGGCUGCCCAAGAGUGCGUUUCACUGGAGAAGCUGUGCAACCGGAAACCCUGCCGUACAGACCCGUCUCAGACCGAAGGUGCCGCACAGACUCCAGAUGCAAGCAAAGAGUGGCAGGCACGGCCAGGGGAAAGUGGCCCCUCCCUGCUGAGUGCCAUUCAUCUCUGGUGUCCUUGCCAGGUCCUCGUCCCAGAUGUGCUGUUGCCUCGGGCCUGGCCAACUCUUCUGGAGGCUUGAGGAGGGGGUGGCCCCUCGAGAGCAGAGGAGCAGGACUGCAGCCGCAAGGCCACUGUGGACUUCCUGUUUGCCAAACAGCCCGGCUCCUUCCCUGGCUUCACCUCGACUUCUGUCUCUUUGCUGGGCUUCCCAUUUUUCUGCAGUUUUCCCCUGUUUGGAAAGGUCGAAAUGCCCCCGCCCUGCCCCCCCGAGAGCUUGUUCACUGGCAGUCGUGCUUUAGACAAAACCGUGUGGGCAUUUGGGGCCCGGCCUGCCACGGGAGUGCAGUCCCUGGAAGAUUCUCAGAAACGCUUCUCGGCCCUUGGGUGGAAAGGGGCCGAGCAGCCCUGCCUCAGAGGGGCUUUCCAGCGGCAGUCGUCGCCCGCUAGGUGCCGGUGGCUUCUCAUGUGAAAUGCUUUGCGACAUCAGGAAGCGUGGGAAUCCCCGCAAGCUGCUCUUCCGCAGCGUGGACACACGCCAGUCCCUGCGACGUCCACACAAAGCAGCCGGGCCUCACAGCUCGUCCUCCCGGCUUCUCGGCAUGUCUGUUGCUUCUGCUCAGCCUAGCAACUCCAGCAGAAAAGGAGGGAGUCCCAAUGUUCAAGCUGCCCGGGAGUGACCCCGAGGGCCAGAGGAGCUGGGCCCAGGCGGCAGCAGACACCAGAGAGGAAACAGCUGCUGCAGUUUCGACUGGGCCUUUCCCGAAUUGCUCCCUUCCUUGGAGGGCCGUUCAGAACACGCAGCGUCUGCGUCCGGAGCAAAGAAGCAGCCACAGUAACUGGGGGUGAGGAUGGCGUGCUCGAGGCAUCGUUGCCCAUGGCGCAUUCACACAACACAACCAGCAAUCCUGUGUGCUUACCAGGAUGUUUUUUGUUUUACCAUGAUCUACCUGACAAAGGGUCAAGUGGUUCUACUUUAUAGUGGUUUCCACUGCUCAGUCCUCCUGCUGUUGGUCCAUAACCCAUCAGCCCCCAUGCUUGCCUCUUCCUCAUGGGUCUGCACCCAGAGGUUGAAUGGCUGGAGCGCCUUCUGAAGUUGCUGCUCUUUCCAGAGGACUCUGUGGUAGUUGCAUGCCAUGCCUGUGGAAGUCGCAAUCCCAAGUUCGAACCACACCGCAAGUCACAGUGGUCCAGACAAACCAUAGAACAGACAGUCGUUUCUUAGCAUGGUUUCUGAAGACCAAACUUACCAUAUGGAAACACCAUGACUGGGUUUAGACAGCAUGACAAACCUACCCUAGUGAAAAGAACCUGCCACCCCUUGUUGUGUUGUGUGGAUGCAGCCCCUGUGAAUGUUGUGCAAUGAAGCUCUGGUCAAAUGAGCUUGAAUCACAACAGGACGCGAUAUUUCAGUGAGAGGAGAGGAAGCGAGUCGUGGCAAGCGGUCCACAGCCCAGGCUCUGUAUCACGUGCCCCAUGUGCCCCUGCCCUAUUUCCCAUCCAGUGUGAAGGAGAGCUAAGGAGCUGGAGCAGGACAGCACAGAGAAUCAGGAAGCCCAAAGGACGGAGAAGCCGCGAUUCACACUGGCGGAAGCGAGGAAUGUGGUGCGGGGCUUCAGUGCUAGUUAAGAGGAGCUUCUCAGCCCGAGGCCUGCGGUCGUGUGGUCCUGCCCCAGGACAGCGAUGCCUCCACCGGACCGCCGGUGUCUGCCUCCGCUCGUGCGAGCCUCCGGACCCGCUUCAGCCCCACACAGUGCCAUUCCUCUGCCCUCCUGUGCUAGAAAUAGGAGGAGAGGCUCUCCCUCCCGCCGCCUUCCCGGCGUUUCAGCCGUCCGUGCGGUUUCUCACUCCCCUCGCCAGGCCCACUGGAAAUGCAGUUCUGCUGACACAGAGCGCGUGGUGCAGCGGCCCGGAGCUGAUCCGUAUUGAAAGCAUUCAUCCACCCACACCGGCUUUGUGCUGCCCCACUGGCUGCCCCCCCCCCCGCUUGCUUUGGGGUUUAAGCUCCUGUCCCCAAGCCCUUCUGUGCAGGAUGUGGGGAUCCUUUGUCCUUAAUCCCGCCCGGGCUUAGCAGCCCCAUUGUCCGCGAUUAGAUGCCACUGAAAGGGAGGUUUUGCUGGCCAUCGCGGCUGCUUUGUCAGUUUUUGCAAGCUUCACAAGUGUCAGAGUAAACACCAGACUUCCCCAUUCAUGUGAAAGCAGCAGAGAGCGAACAGGCGCAGAGGUGGACGCAUCCGUGCAGGGCAGGGGCGCCCUGGCUCUGGAGUGGCUGCCAGUGCCAGCCGUCCUUCCUGCGGGGCCGAAAGCGGGCGCCACGGCGGGCUGCCUUCUGGGCCGCUGCUCCGCCCCCCCACCCACCCAGGAUCCAGCUGGGGGCGGACCCUCUCAGCGCGGCAUUUGGCCACGGUCUCAGCGAGGUGGUGAACCUGCCUCUCAGCUGUACCACUUCAGAACGUUAGGAGUGCCGUGGAAGGGACUCGUGGGAAGGGCUGCAGGUGUGUGCGUGCGUUGAAGAGGAAUUCUGCACACAGAAAGCUUGCAUCUCGGGGGACAGGCUGGGCUUGGCGCGUCUCCCUGACGUUUCGCAACAUGUUUCCGGUGGAGGUCAUCUGUGGGCAGUGCUGCUUGGGAUGAGCGUUUCAUUUUGUGCGCCUUCCCCCGCAGUCCGAGCAGGUUCUGCCCAGUGGCUCGGGCCAGCCCAGUAAGCAGGCGAAGCGUCCGCCGCAGGCCCCAAGCGCCCGCCGCGCCGCCCGCCCUAGGCUGCGCUGCUGACCUUUCCGCACUGCCGGGAGAAGCAACCUGCGCCAGGAAAUCCGCCUGCGCUCGCGAGCAGAACCCUGGUGCCGCUCCUUUCCUGGCUGGAGCCCGUGCCCCAUCCUGCUCUGCUGUUAGAGCCUUUUAAGGAGGAGAAAGAGGAAGGUGCCAUGAACUGGCUCCAUCGCCAGCGUGGCUGCUGUGCUGAGGCCAGGAGCUCGCCCGACUUCUCUGCCGGGUUGCUGCAUGCCCGGCUGGCAGCCACACGGGCGAAGCGAGUGGCCGUGGGGUGGGGUGGCCUCUAGAGCUCUCACGUGUUCGGAGGACAUGUGAAGGGGUUGCAGAGACACAGCAGGGAGAGCUCCCCCACCGGUUGUGCAUUUCGCAGCUGUGCAAAGUGGUCUGAGCACACAGGAGUGGGAAUGAGGCCGUGCGGCCCAUGCCUUCCUCCUUGCGUUCGUUUCAUGGGUGAAGGAGUUGCAGGGCACCCACCUUCCCCCACCCCUCCAGCCUGGGAUGCGACCUCUGCCAUGGCCCGCCAUGAUGCAAGUGCACUCCCAUAGGCGGGGCCGGCCUUGCACACCCAGAGGAGGCGAAGCGGGCCGAAUCGCUUUGGAUUAAGGACUGAGGAGGCCGCUGCUGGACGCUCCCUCACAUGAGAAGAACGGAACCUGCGCGAGUGAAAGCCUUGUGCCGGGUGUGCGGCAUAGAGCAGGGCACUGAAAAACGUGACACCCCCCCCCCCCCCACAAAACAUCCGGCCUGAAGCCCUUCUUUCCAUCUCAGGACUCGGCCCUCUCGCUCCGUCGCAGGCUCAGGCACGGCUCUGCCAUGGCUGCUGCCGGCACACGUCGGGCCGUGCGGGGCGAGCACACGGGCCCAGGAGGCGAAGGGCCGGUCCCCAGGACCCUUCGCUGUCUGGAUGCCGGCUCUUUUUAGGUGCUGCUUCAGCACAGCGGUUAGUGCACUUGUGUUUAUUGGGCGCAUUUGCUCACCCCUCGGCCAGUGAGGCGCAGGUGCCAUACACUGUCGCAGCUGUCCUUGACCAGGUUCCGCCAGUGAAAUCGCCACGACUUCCCCAGAGGAUCCUGGCAGAGGGGCCUGGCAAAGGCCCGCAGGUCCCGGCCCAGGAAGUGGCAGCUGCAGGGACCCUGACUGGUCAGAACAGGUCGUUUUAGCCAGGUCACAGCAUCUGCGCAUUAUCCACUCUCUGGCCUUUUGCAUACAGAGCUCCCCUUGCUUGCUAUGAAUAGUGAAAACGUGACAUGGAAAAAGUGACGCACUCCCUUCCCGAAUUCCCCAAGCAAUGAUUUACAUUCCAAAGAAGAUGCCUCCGAUCGGGCGUAGACAAAGCCAUAUCCAGGGGCAGGAGCGAUAUUCCUAUCUCGCCCGAGCAGAAGGUUUUGUAUUUCCAUGAGCCUUUUUAUAUUUAUUUUCCUUUUCGCUAUUUGUAAAUAAAGUGUAUCAAAGACACUGCCAAAA